AUGAAUGAGUCCCUGAAUAGUUUUGUCUACAAUGAAUGGACACAACCAGCUUUAGCAUCCUGUCAAAUAUUAAAAUGGAUUGGUGGUUAUUUAUGUUUUACUUUUAUUUGUGGUAUUACUCUCAAUGGUAUUAUUCUUAGUAUUCUUUGUGAUAGUAAACAUCGUCGAUCGCCAAUUGAUAUAUUUAUAAUUUGUUUAUGUAUUUCUGAUUUACUAGCUUCUUUACUUGGCAUUCCAUUGCCACUUACGUCUAAUUUGGCUUGCCGGUGGUUAUAUGGUAAAUAUCUAUGUUAUUACGAAGGUUUUAUUGCUUAUUUUGUUGGUAUGGUUGGACUUUAUUUAUUAACUGCUUUAUCUCUGAAUCGAUAUUGGAUCAUUGUUACGCCCAACAGAGAAGAAUUUGUUACUUUUAAAACUGCUUAUAUAUCAGUAUUUUUAUCAAUACUAGGUGGUUUAUUUUGGGCAUUACCACCUAUACUUGGUUGGAAUGAUUAUACACUCGAAGGUGCACGAACAUCAUGUUCAAUACGCUGGCAAGAUCGAACAGCCAAUGUUCUUAGUUACAAUAUUCUUAUGUUUGUUUUUGCAUACAUUGUGCCAUUAUCUGUUAUGAUUUAUUGCAAUAUAUGUAUAUAUCUCAAAGUACGACAAGUUGCUAAAAAUAAGUUGCUAUGGAAUAAAUCUAUUACUGCAUUGAGAUCACAUCAGAAACGACAAAAUGUAGAACAACGUCUGGCAAAAACAGUUUUUAUUAUUAUUCUUACUUUCAGUAUUGCAUGGACACCAUAUGCAAUUGUGGCAUUUAUAUCAUCAUUUUUUUCUCCUACUAUAAUUUCACCAUUAGGUGCUUCAAUACCAGCAAUAUUUGCUAAAUCAUCAGUUUAUUUUAAUCCAUUUGUAUAUAUUAUAUCAAAUUCUCAUAUUCGUUCAAAAUUAUUCCAUUGGCGAAAAACAAUCAAUCAAACACAUAUCGAUCCAUCAAAAGAAACAGUUGAACUAACGACUCCGUUAAAUAAAUGUCGAACUCCAUUAACAUCUUAA
Molecule: messenger RNA, 1041 nt
Organism: Adineta steineri
Lineage: Eukaryota; Metazoa; Rotifera; Eurotatoria; Adinetida; Adinetidae
Source: the annotation of a GenBank genome assembly